Messenger RNA from Drosophila mojavensis, 3074 nucleotides. RefSeq lists its product as uncharacterized. The record is from RefSeq and is a predicted model, not a curated record. The coding region runs from base 1 to 2919 and encodes 972 amino acids. The transcript has 5 exons. NCBI's taxonomy places the organism in Eukaryota, Metazoa, Arthropoda, Insecta, Diptera, Drosophilidae.
AUGCCAUCUAAAAAGAGCUUGACUCGUCAUCAGCCAGUGCAGCUGAUUGACUUCUUGCGCGCCGACGUCGAUCAGCCAAUCCCUACGCAACCAUCAAGCUUCGCAUCUGCUCUCUCAAAUGUCAGUCCCGUCAUUAGCUUUUAUAAAAGCUCACAAAGCACAUCAUCCGGUGAUCCGCAGCGUGCUAGGAUUAGCAAGGCGACCGGCAAUCAAAAUGUUAACUUUGUUCCAAAUGAUGAGGAGUUCCCGGCUGUGGGCGCCGUGCGCAGAAAGCCAAAGCCAAAGCCAGUUCGGGCUCCGUUCGUUGCGCCAGCAGAGUCGCGCCCAGCCCUACAGCCAGUGGCUCCGGCCCAGGCCACUAGCCAGCGCAUUUCCGGCGGCUUUCAAGUGCGCCAGUCGUCGUCAGGCAACUCGCUCGACAAGCAACAGGUGGUUAACAAAUGGCUCAAGUCUGUGCAGCAGCCUUUCGUGCGAUCGCAGCAAUUGCAAACACCAUUUCGCACCUCCGGCUAUACGCAGUCGGGCUGCAAGAGCGUACCGGCAGCUGCCCCACAGGAGCAGUCGCCAGCCAAUAAAGUGAAUAAGGCGCCAGAGCCUGUGGCCAGCCCCAAGCGUCCAACCGUUGCGCAGCCCAAACAAAAAUCAUCAGUUAUACAAUUGGAGUCAUGCCCCUCAAAUGCGUCUGUUUCCAUGCCGGUGGGCAAGGUGGUGCCCAGCGCUCCAGACAUCCGCUCCAUGUCUGGCGAUAGCGACAGAACUCUAGUGCCGAUCAACGAGGCACAAAGUGCACAGCCAACGAGUCGCCAAAUGCGCCGCAAGGAGCGACGCAUGCGACGCGAGCAAGGAGCGUCAGCUCAGAGCUCAAGUCGCGAGCAUCCGGGCCUGCCGGCACAACUGCCCGAGGAGCUGGUGGCGCAACAGCCCGAGGAGCUAAUGGCACAACAGCCCGAGGAGCAAGUGGCGCAACAGCCCGAGGAGCUGGUGACGCCGCCCAGUCCCAGCACACACAGCGCGCCAGUUGACGAUGAUGUGUCCUUUAUGCAGGAGCUGCAGCAGGCGCUGGCCAACAACUCAAUGCCAGCGGAAUCCCAAUUGCCGCUGGAAAGCAUCGCAGCACACAGCACACUGAAUUGGAACGCCAAUGAAUUUCGUCCCAAUCCAAGCCCAGUGGUCAUCAAGAACUCAAGGAUUAGCGAGCGUCGUCGUCGUCAGCGCUUCCAUCGCACACUCAAGCCCAAUGCACUGUUCGAGCUGGUCUCGCUGCCAUCCGAGUUUCAGUCAGGGUCCCAGACAGAGCCGCCAUUGCAAUCACAAUUAACUGGCAGUAGCCAGGCACCGAGAGCCACGUAUAAUCUGUCCUCCAGCUACUCAGAGGCAAGCAGCGCUCCAGCGAUUGCCGCAGGCUCGAGAGUCCAACCGCUGCCGCCAAUACAGCACAGCUGUAGCACUGACAACCAGUCGGUUUUUCGGCUCAGCAGCCUCCCCAGCACGGGUAUCGGGACGGGCGGCAUCAGCAGCCGCAGCAGCCGCAGCAGCAGCAGCAGAAGCGCCGACACCAUCAGCAGCACUUUGGUGACAACCGUAGACGACCCCAACGACGCUUCUGAUAAUAUGCUGCACAGCCGUCCGCUCUUGGACAUGGAUCCGGCAUCUCCGCAAACGGAGGCGUUUCUCUUCCUCGAGCCAACUAAUAUUGACUUGAGCGCUAAGCUGGCUGCCGAUAGGGCGACGGCCGAGAGGAACCGCGGACCACGUCACCUGAUAUUUGUGAAAUGUGACAGUCCACGGCGUCGCAAUAUCGAGGUCGAUUUGAAUUUCAUGCCACCGAGCAUCAAGAAGCUGUAUAGCCUAAUCUGCGCCAAAUACUCGGACUAUGCCUUUGUCUAUGCGCUGAGUGCGCAGCUGUCCCAGGAGUUUGUGCCCAUGGAGUGCUAUGUGUACCUGAAAAUGGCGCUACUGAGUAGCCUGGCCAGCCUGGAGCUGGACGAGAUGCGUGCGCCCAUUUCACUGUGCGUGAUAUGUAACGACAGCUAUAUGGCCAAUCUGCUGCUGCACCAAGUCGGGCAACUGGCGCCCCGUUUCAUUGGGCCGCACGAGGGCUGCCAAGAGCCAGUGCAGCAUUCAGCCCUGUCGUCGCGCCACAAAUGGGUGAUGGCCAGCCCAUUGCUGUUGGCCCAGCAGGGCGUGUACUAUGCCGGUGACUGGAAUCGCUUGACGCGCGCUCAAAGCGAGGAGCUGGAGAAGUGCAUUGAGAACGGCAGCGUGCCGGUGCCGCAGCUGCAGAGCGAGCAGCCGCUCGAAGCGGCCAUAUGGACGUAUUGGCAGCCGGAGAAUGCAGCCAACCAAUCGACAGCGUUUGCCAAGCUUUGUCCCAUCUUUGGCCUGCCCGUGCACAUGGGGGAGCUGGAGAACAAUACGCUGUGGGACUUUGUGCUGAGCCAGCACCAAAGCGAUAUGCCAGAGGAAAUACAUGAUGCAUUUAAUAUACCCAAAGAUGAUAUAAGAACAAUGCUCACCUUUCUCCAUCAGCGUCAGGUUACUUUCACCGUGGAGGCGGAGCUAUUGCUACAAAAAUACUAUGUUGUCUCUCGCAUCGAGCAGCCGACUGCCUUCAGCAGCAAGACUUAUAUUGUGCUAAAGCAAUUUGCUGAAUCGAUUGCCAAGCUGUCCAUGCGACUGGAUGUACUCGAAGCCGACGUGGCCGUUGCCAUCUUCCACUCUGAGAACUUUGUGCGCAGCAUCUUUGGCGCCGGCGAUUUUCCGCCACCUGCCGUUGUCAACUUGAACGUAAUCUCUCGCGUGGAUCCGUACAUGAAUGAGUUUGCGCGCUGGCUAUAUCAAUAUCUGGAUCGCUACGAGGACAAUGUGGACGACGACGACAGAGCACAGCCGAAGCGUCAACGUCUUGAUAUCCCCUAGGAAUAUAAAAAGUAAACGAAUGCUGCACAGCCGAUACUUAUACUUAAGCUCUUAUGUAUAUAUGUAGUAUGUAUAUAUAUAUAUGUAUAUGUAUGUAUAUAUCAAUUAGCCAAUAAACAAACAAUGAUAUCUGUGCAGUAUUUAGAGCGGUUUAA